Molecule: messenger RNA, 1240 nt
Organism: Lucilia cuprina (Australian sheep blowfly)
Lineage: Eukaryota; Metazoa; Arthropoda; Insecta; Diptera; Calliphoridae
Gene: Tim23
Product: mitochondrial import inner membrane translocase subunit Tim23
Exons: 4
Coding region: 151-786 (211 amino acids)
Biological process (GO): protein import into mitochondrial matrix
Cellular component (GO): TIM23 mitochondrial import inner membrane translocase complex; mitochondrial inner membrane
Molecular function (GO): transmembrane protein transporter activity
Source: RefSeq, a predicted model, not a curated record
CUUUUUUGAGUGAAGUUGUGUGUGAAAAGUGUAGCGAAGAAAUCUCACGUGUGUAUUUGUUCGAUUUUCCCCUAACAAAUUCCAUAUUAAAGAAUUAUUAAAUAAAAAUUCGAAAUUUUGUAAAAAGAACAACACCUCCUGCCCUCGACCAUGAGUGAUGAUUAUUUGAGUAAACCUUUAUCUCUAUCUGGCUCCACUGGAUAUGAUGAUGCCAAACCCACUCGUUCUUCAAAUAGUACAGCAGCUUCCAGUACAUUUGGUGCACCCAUAUCACCAUAUUUGAACUAUGACCCGCGUUUCUUGCAACAAGCUCAACCAGAAUUUAUUUUCCCCGAGGGUGCUACAAAACAAAGAGGUCGCUUUGAGUUAUCAUUUUCACAGAUUGGCACCUCAGUAAUGAUAGGAGCAGGUAUUGGUGGUGUAGCUGGUUUCUACAAUGGUAUGAGAACAACAAAAGCUUUACAACAAACCGGCAAAUUAUGGCGAACACAAAUGGUAAAUCACGUCAUGAAACAAGGUUCCGGCACAGCUAAUACUUUGGGUGUUUUAGCUGUAAUGUAUUCAUCUUUUGGCGUCCUCUUACAGUUUGCCCGCGGCGAAGAUGAUGAUAUAAAUACAGUCCUAGCUGGAACAGCUACUGGUUUCCUAUACAAAUCAACUGCUGGUUUAAGGAAAUGUGCCCUUGGUGGUGCUGUUGGUUUAGGUGUUACCAGUCUUUAUUGUCUAUUUCAAUUGGCGCGAACGAAUGCAGCCUCAAAUGGUAAUUCCGGCAUGAAAUUUCUUUAAAAAAAGAACUUUCAUCUUGCCAUUUUCCUUCCCCCUGUUUUUUAAAUAUUAUAAAUAUAAUUUUGGUCCUUGUUUGGAGGACAUUAAACGGUCUUUUUUAUUUAGCAAAUCUUAAGGAAUAUGUCAUUUAUUUCCUUUAUUCUUUAAACAAAAAUGCUAUUCUUUACUGUAAAACUACCAUGUAAUAAUAUCAUUUACAUUUUCAUUAUAGUUUUUAGAUUGUGAUCUUGUUUUUUUUUAAAUUCAUUUUUUGUUAGCUUGAACAAAAAAGAAAACAAUACAAAAUUACACAAACAUGUUAAGACAUGCAAUAGUAAAACACACGUAAAAUUUCCAAUGGUAUUUCGAUACUGUCAACGAAAUCUCCAUGUUAAUUUUCUGUAUAUUUUAUGUUGCGAUUGAUUAUUUUAUAUAAGUUAGCUCUACAAAAUAUACAUUUAAAAUAAAAAGAAAA